ACAGCGGAAGAAAAACAAGCGGGCGCGAGAGGGGAGCCCCAGGAGGGUCGCCGGGUGGCUGGCAGGCGGCUCCCGCCGCGCCCGGGUCGCCUCGCAGGCGGCGGACGGAGGCAGGACGCGCGCUCCGAAAAGUUCAGACUCCUGGCGGCCGCGCGCCGCGCCGCGUCCCCUCGCGUCCCCUCCUCGCGGCGCUCCAGGAAAAGGAACUCGCUCUUCUGGCAGCUCGAACGGCGAGCGUUUCCCCCCGUGAGAGAGGUGGGGAGCGGCGAGCAGGGGACGCGAGCGAGGCUGCUGGCGGAGGGCGCAGACGGAGCGCGGAGGCGACGGCCCCCAUGCCGGCGGCCAACAUGAUGGAGAACCUGCAGCUGCCCGCCCUGCAGGUGCCCGAGCCGCAGGGCGCGCCCCAGGGCAGCCCGGUCUGGUCCAGCUCGUCGACCCCCACGCUCCGCCGCCGGCGCUUUAAGAUGCGCCGGAUGAAGAACGUGCAGGAGCAGAGCCUGGAGGCCGGGCUGGCCCGGGACCUGCCCGGCGUCUUGGCCCCCGGCAAGGAGUUCCUGCAGCUGCCAUCCAUCGAGAUUACGCCCUCCAGCGACGAGGACACCCCAUGGUCCAACUGCUCCACACCCAGCGCUUCCCCGCGCCGAAAACGCUUCCUCCUCCGCAAGUGGCUGAGGGUGAGGGAGCGGAAGGAGUGCAGCGAAAGCAGCAGCCAACAGAGUAGCCAGCAGAGCAGCCACGACGAUGAUUCGGGCAGGUUCCUGAGUCCUCGCGCGCGGGAAGAAAGCACUGCCAGUAACUCAAACCGCAGCACACCGGCCUGCUCUCCCAUCCUCCGGAAGCGGUCCCGCUCGCCGACCCCACAGAACCAGGACGGAGACGCCAUGGUGGAGAAGGGCUCAGACCACUCCUCGGACAAGUCUCCGUCCACGCCGGAGCAGGGCGUGCAGCGUAGUUGCUCCUCGCAGUCCGGCCGGAGUGGUGGCAAAAACUCCAAGAAAAGCCAGAGUUGGUAUAAUGUGUUAAGCCCCACUUACAAACAGAGAAAUGAAGACUUCAGAAAGCUCUUUAAGCAACUUCCAGACUCGGAGCGCCUCAUCGUUGAUUACUCAUGUGCACUCCAAAGAGACAUUCUUCUUCAGGGCCGACUCUACCUCUCUGAAAAUUGGAUCUGCUUCUACAGCAACAUCUUCCGCUGGGAAACUCUGCUGACAGUCCGUUUGAAAGACAUCUGCUCCAUGACGAAAGAAAAAACAGCUCGCCUCAUUCCCAAUGCCAUUCAAGUUUGCACUGAUUCAGAAAAGCACUUCUUCACUUCAUUUGGAGCCCGGGACAGGACGUAUAUGAUGAUGUUCCGGCUCUGGCAGAAUGCUCUCCUUGAAAAGCCCCUGUGCCCCAAGGAGCUGUGGCACUUCGUUCAUCAGUGCUACGGGACUGAGCUGGGCCUGACCAGUGAUGACGAGGACUACGUGCCCCCUGAUGACGACUUCAACACAAUGGGCUACUGCGAGGAGAUCCCUGUGGAGGAGAACGAAGUGAAUGACAGCUCGUCCAAAAGCAGCAUAGAGACCAAGCCAGAUGCCAGUCCACAGCUGCCCAAAAAAUCCAUCACCAACAGCACAUUGACAUCCACAGGCAGCAGCGAAGCCCCAGUCUCGUUUGAUGGCCUGCCCCUGGAGGAGGAGGUGCUGGAGGGUGACGGGUCCCUGGAGAAGGAGCUCACCAUUGACAACAUCAUAGGGGAGAAGAUUGAGAUCAUCACACCUGUGACCUCCCCUUCAUUGGACUUCAAUGACAAUGAGGACAUCCCCACUGAGCUCAGCGACUCUUCUGACACCCACGAUGAAGGGGAGGUGCAGGCCUUCUAUGAGGACCUGAAUGGCCGGCAGUUCGUGAAUGAAGUCUUCAACUUCAGCGUGGACAAGCUCUACGACCUCCUCUUCACCAACUCGCCCUUCCAGCGGGACUUCAUGGAGCAGCGGCGCUUCUCAGAUAUCAUCUUCCAUCCAUGGAAAAAGGAAGAGAACGGAAACCAGAGCCGAGUGAUUCUUUACACCAUCACCCUUACCAACCCUCUGGCUCCCAAAACUGCCACUGUCAGGGAGACACAGACGUUGUACAAGGGGAGCCAGGAGAGUGAGUGUUACGUGAUUGACGCCGAAGUCCUCACCCACGACGUGCCAUACCACGACUACUUCUACACCAUCAACCGCUACACGCUCACCCGCGUGGCUCGAAACAAGAGUCGACUCAGGGUCUCCACAGAGCUGCGCUAUCGAAAACAGCCCUGGGGGUUAGUAAAAACCUUCAUCGAGAAGAACUUCUGGAGUGGGCUGGAGGACUACUUCCGCCAUUUAGAGAGUGAGCUGGCCAAAACGGAGAGCACCUACCUGGCUGAGAUGCACAGACAGUCUCCUAAAGAGAAGGCCAGCAAGGCGCCGACAGUGCGGAGGAGGAAGCGUCCCCAUGCCCACCUGCGGGUGCCUCACCUGGAAGAGGUGAUGAGCCCUGUCACCACGCCCACUGAUGAAGAUGUGGGUCACAGGACCAAGCAUGUGGCAGGUUCCACGCAGACACGGCAUAUCCCUGAGGACACUCCCAAUGGUUUCCACCUGCAGAGUGUGUCCAAGCUGCUGCUGGUUAUCAGCUGUGUUCUGGUGCUGCUGGUCAUCCUUAACAUGAUGCUCUUCUACAAACUCUGGAUGCUGGAGUAUACUACCCAGACCCUCACUGCCUGGCAGGGUCUGAGGCUCCAGGAGAGGGGUCUGGGAGCACAGGACAGUCCGCUGAGCAUAACUCCAGCUGCUGGGGUGCCCCUUCUUCUGCCCCACAGGUUACCCCAGUCUCAGACAGAAUGGGCCCAGCUCUUAGAGUCCCAACAAAAGUACCACGAUACUGAGCUCCAAAAAUGGAGGGAGAUCAUCAAAUCCUCAGUGAUGCUUCUUGACCAGAUGAAGGACUCACUCAUCAACCUUCAGAAUGGUAUCAGGUCCCGUGACUACACGUCCGAAAGUGAAGAGAAGAGGAACCGCUAUCAUUGACAAGGCAGGAACAGGGUGGCUGCAAGAGGCCUGUGCAAUACAUGUACAUAGACCAUAUACAUAUAUAUAAAUAUAUAUAUAUACAGAAUAUAAAUAUAUAUAUAUUAUAUACAGAUUUUAAAAAGAGAUAAUGCCUAUGUACCAGGGAGAAGGAGCGGGACCUCCCGCCCCCUGUGCCAGCCAGAGCAGCGUUUUCCUUCGGUGGAGGGGCCGAGGAGGGCAGGGACCACCUCUCAGCACCAACCUCCCCUGAUCCUCCUCCUCCCAUCCUCUGCUCCCCACCCCUUCCCUUGCUGGCCACUCUUGGCUCUUAGAAGGGAAAUGUUGUUGAGCCAAAGUUAUGCCUGUGAAGACCCUAGGGUCUUGAAAAGUAUUCUCAAGGGGGCAUUGCUUAAGGUGCUUCAUUCCUUAAUCCCCUUUUGAUUUGUUUCCAAAAUAAAAGAGAAUCUUUUCUUCCCUAUGCCACGCUUCCCCAGGCGUUCUCUUGGGAACACAGAAGCAUCAAGGUCAGGAGCCCAAUCUAGACUCUUCCAUAGGGGGCCACCCACUUGAUACUGACAAGCGUCAGGUGGAAAGGACUGUUUGCAAAGCUUGGGAGGCCGCAUUUGUGU
This is a messenger RNA of Cynocephalus volans (Philippine flying lemur), 3649 nucleotides long. RefSeq names its product GRAM domain containing 1B (gene GRAMD1B). Lineage: Eukaryota; Metazoa; Chordata; Mammalia; Dermoptera; Cynocephalidae. Gene Ontology annotation, cellular component: plasma membrane; endoplasmic reticulum membrane; endoplasmic reticulum-plasma membrane contact site. Gene Ontology annotation, molecular function: cholesterol binding; cholesterol transfer activity. The record is from RefSeq and is a predicted model, not a curated record. The transcript has 20 exons. Gene Ontology annotation, biological process: intracellular sterol transport. Bases 333 to 3038 code for a protein of 901 amino acids.